This is a messenger RNA of Puccinia triticina, 543 nucleotides long. RefSeq lists its product as uncharacterized. The record is from RefSeq and is a predicted model, not a curated record. Lineage: Eukaryota; Fungi; Basidiomycota; Pucciniomycetes; Pucciniales; Pucciniaceae. The transcript is spliced from 2 exons. The coding region runs from base 1 to 543 and encodes 180 amino acids.
AUGUCUCAGCCUGCUUCCCUCACACGUGCAGAGGCACCUGCCAAGCGGUCCCUUGGAACAAGCGCGGUGCCUGCCCUCCGGUAUGACUUAACUGAAUUGGUUGACGUCAGCGGCUAUCCGGACAAUCGUGAGACCACCAGUUUGGAAUCCGAGUACCCGGCUGGUGUAUCUACCACGCAUUCAGUGCCAUCAAACCUAUCAACCCGCCAUCAGGACCUAGUUAACGUGCCCACACCAAGCGUGCAGGACCAAGUCAGCAAGGCCACCCCUGGAUCUUGCCCCUUGCCGCAGGCCCUGGGCCGCGAGCGCACAUCCAACAGCGGUCUCUUUGUCUCGCAAGUCCCCGCAGUCCCCGCGGUUGGCCCCCCGGCCGGAAAUUGCCACCCCUCCACUUCAACCACGCCGUUGGCCGAGGAAUCCGUCCGCAAUGCGGCUGGCAAGGAUGAUAUGACCGACGAUUUGUCUGACAACUCCGAAGAUGACUCUGAGCCUUUGCAUUCCGCUGUGUUGCGGUCAAAGGUCGUGCCCACCCAGGAGAUCUGA